Argiope bruennichi is the source of this 5444-nucleotide messenger RNA. RefSeq lists its product as uncharacterized. Bases 546 to 3617 code for a protein of 1023 amino acids. The record is from RefSeq and is a predicted model, not a curated record. The transcript has 7 exons. Lineage: Eukaryota; Metazoa; Arthropoda; Arachnida; Araneae; Araneidae.
CUGGGGGGUUUUCCCAAUGUCUGAAGUCACUGUUCUUGAGAAAACUGCUGACCCUUGUGAAAUGGAAUUCGCAUAUAUAAGAUAUUCAUUCAAACUAUGCUGCUUCUUCGGAGGGUGUUUUUUCUUCUCAGAUAGCAUCCGACAGCUACGUUCCUUAUGACGCAAUAGUAGUGAAAAAAGUUGCCAGCAACAACAAGUUUACAGUACACCUGUUUUCAUUUUCAAGCAAGAAGCCUUUUUCUUCUGACGUCAAGAAGAAUUAGAAAGCAGCUUGAUCUAAAGAGCAGCUUGAUUCUGCAUAUUUCAGCCUAUUAGUGUUUUGCUGAAGUACAUUGAAAAAUUUGUUGAUGGUGGAGGUGAAAGUGAGUUUCCAACAGAUUCACACAUUGGUGACUCUACCGACUGGUAGUUAAACUGUUAAAACUAACAAAUUCUUGGGCCUAACAAUGUUCUGAAAAUUGAAUGUAAAGAGCCAGGUUUAAAAGCAAGACUGCUACUAUUGCAUUCCUUUUUAUAAAUAAAAAUGUACUUGUAAACACUGCAGAAUGGACGAAGAUGAAGACAUUCAAUUUAUAGGAGUCGUAACAUCCUCUGUAAGCGUACAUAAAGCGGUAAAGAUUAAAACAGAACCAGGAACAGAAGCAAGUGCCUUCUUAGUGGAUAGUUCCUGUGAUUCUGGUUUAUUCUUGAAUAAUGAACCAGGAACAAAAGCGGGUGUCUCCUCAGUGGAUAGUUCCUGUGAUUCUGGUCUAUCCUUGGAUAAUACCUGUAGUAUAAUUUUCGCAAAUGUCGUAAUUAAAGAGGAGAAGAGAGAAGACCAAGAAGCAAUUUCAUCGAAUUUUACAGGCGAAGUUCCUGGAUCUUCUUUUACCAGUCCAUCAGACAAUCAUUCAUUACUGUGUCAUCAAUCUGAUGUGCCCACACUUCACAUGGAAGAAAAUAGGACUACAUUUGAUAACACGGGUCCACCUUAUACAUCUAAAAACAUUGACUCAAAUGAAAAGGAAAGUAGCCAGGAAGAGAUUGUGAUAUCAACAGAUCACACGAAACCAACUGAAGAACAAUUUCAGAAUGGUUCAAAAGAAUUAAUUUCAGUUCCUAUAGAUGAAUCUGAAAUUUCGAAUUUCGAAAUUUCGAGUGAAAGUGAAAAUUAUCUAUUUAAUGAAACUUUGACAACAAAUGAUUUGCCAAUUUUUCCAACUGAAGAUGCAUAUAAUUUUGACUUCCAAGAUUUUGAGAAUAUAAUGGACUCAGAUUCAUCUGGACUGGAUCAUGAAGUACAGUCAAGUAAAAAUGCAUUAGAAGCGAAUGAUUCUCAAGAAAUGAGCCCCUUGGAGUUCUCUGAACCAGUAUUAGCAUGCACAAGAAAAGAUCCCGCUGAAAAAAUAGAAAAUUUAAGUGCUAAUGUUUUCAGAAACAGUGACAUUUCGAAUGAUACGGUUGAUUUAGCUGCUUCUCCAGCAUCAAAUGAAGCAGAUAAAGCAAAUGAGUUAAACCUAUACUUGGAAAGUGCGAAUACUGAAAUAACAGAAGAUGCAUCAGCUACCGACUUCUCCGUCUUAUCACUUGACAAAGCGAGGAUGGAGCCAAAUUCGUGUUUAGCAAAUGAAAUCAGACACUUAGGGUUCCUUGAAAUUCCCACAACAGUGAAUGCAUCACCUGUUGCUUCAGCACCACGACCGACUCCUACGUUGGAUGUAUAUCCUUUAGAACCUCUCAGAAAUGAGGUGUCUUCCCUUGAACCUCAUUCAAAUGGCCAAAGGAGAUUAUAUAUUGUUCCAGUUGUUCCGCCUUUACACGAAAUUGUUUCCAUGAGUUGUGUGCGAUUUUCAUCAUCAUGCAACGAUGAUAUGAACAGAAAUGCUCCAACAGAUAUUGAGGCAUCCAAGGAAAGCUCAAAUGAUAAUGAUAACGAUAGAAAAUGUGUUCCUAAAUAUCGCAAAGCUAUUGCCGUGCAUGAGAAAAAUAAAAUGCUUGAAAGAAACAGGGAAGCAAGCGCUGAGAAGAAAAUAUCAACAACUCCUGAUAUUUCAGAAGAGAUAUUAAAAGAUAAUCGUGAUUUUCCUACCUGGAAUACCUCACAGAAUGAGCAAAAGAAUUCGUCCAAAUACAUCGCAACAAACAACUACCGCGAAUACCCACAAAUGAAUUCGCAACAACAAUUGAAUCAAGUGAAAUUGUAUUCAAAGGACACCGAGAGAAAACAAAGGGCACCGAAAAAAUCUUCCUUUGCACAAGAUACAAGAUCUGUCAAUGCAGGUGAUCAGACAUUUCAAGAAGUCUCAAACCUUUAUACUGGAGGUUCCGUAAUAGCCGAGGCUUCAAGUAUGCAGUUACAUUCAAAGGGUCCAGAAAGGAAACGCAUCAUUAAAAAGAGGAAGAAAAUAUCUUUCUCUGAACAAGAUACAAGAUCUGCCCAUGCAAGUGAUCAGACAUUUCAAGAAAGCUCAAACUAUUAUUCGGGAGGUUCCAUAAUAGCUGAGCCUUCAACUAUGGGAAAAGAAACAGACAUUUUUAUUAAUUUCAAUAUGUUGAAUUCUAUACGUGAACCUGAAGAAAACUCCAGAAAGAAGAAACCAAGAAAAAUUUCUAAGAAGACAUGUAAUCUAAACCUUCCCGUCAUUUCAUCGAAUAAGAGAGGAAGAGAACGUAAACCACAACAGCAUCGUUCUCGUAAGAGAUUAAAAAAAAUCAGCAAUGAACCGUCCGACAUUAUCUUUAGGGCAAAUCAUGACGAAGCGAUUUCGCAGUUGAAAUCAGUCAUACGUCGACGAAAGGAAAACAGUGACAUGGAUACUAAAAAUCCAAAGAAACAAAAAACUAAAUCGACAUCCACAACACGUCGAAGAAAAAAUAACCUAGGAGUUGCAGAGAAAAGUCUUAAAAGAAAGAAUCAUACAGCUCAAUCCCCAGUCACUACUACUACAGUCACGCAAGAUCUAGAUCUGAAUUUUCCUUCGUUUGAAGGAAGACUUAUCAAUUGGAACAAUAAAGGUGUAUAUUUCUUUAUUAAUAAUGCCAAUGUGUAUUUUAAGUUUGAUAUAUGUCAAGGCUACCAUUUGAACGGUCUUCAUAAUACCAGUGCCAGCAUUUCUUCAUCAACAACUCAGAAUUAUUUUGAUUGUGUAUCUCACCAAGCCGAAAAUGAACGCUUACCAACAGUUACAGAUUUAGAUCCACAAUCUGAAUCAUCUUACAAACUUUUUCUUUUAGAAAUUGAAAAAGUCACAUCCCUUGGGAAAUCUGUUGAGCGCAUGUUAGCUUCUCAUUAUUUUAUUAAAUUGGAGAACUUAGAAACAUUCAAAACACUUGUUGAAAAAAUGGAAAAGCAACUGGCGUUAAUCAUGGAAAGGAAGGAUUCAAACCUAAAAUUAAUUGGUAUGAAAACCAUCUCAACUUUUCGUGCAACCCUUUGCAGUGAUUCACCUUCGAUGUUUCACAAUGCUUCCUAUUCUGACUUGACCUUGAAUCCUGAUACAGCAGCAAAUGCCACUGGGCAAGUGAAGUCCCUCUGUUCAAAGGAAAAGUCGAUUCAAGUGGUAUACUCUAACUUACCAAAGUCAGAAUUGAUCUCUAAAAUUAAAGAAUCUCUCUACUUUAAUUCUUGGCCUUUAUGAAAUGGAAGGAAGUUGGAAAUUUUAUCAUAUCAGAAUGAAAAACAACAAAAAUAUGAUUUUCUAUUUUCAUUCGAAAUGGAGAAUUGCAACAACUCAAAUGUAUAUCUCGUCAUGUCAAUAUUACACAGAUUGUAUUUUUCUAUGAAAACUAAAAAUUAUUCUCCAUUUACUGUUUUUAGAAGAUUAAAUGAGUGUUUUCUAAAUAGAGGAAAUCAAGCAUUUUAAUCACCCUGGUAGCUUCAGAAAGUAUUGAAUUCUUCAUAAAAAAAAAAGAUUUUGUUCGGAGUCCCUAUUAUAUUCCAUCCGUUAUUUUUUGGAUCCAUAGCUAUUUUACAGUGGAGUAUGUAGAACAGAUUAGCUGGAAAUGAUGUAUACAAAAUCCUGAACUGGUUGCAUCAUUUCGAAGAGUUCCUAUCUCGAAAAUAUAUAAAAUAAAAACUGAACUUUCUGGCACUCGAUAUGUUAAGAAACAGAUUGAUAUGCUCUUGGUGUUUAUGUGCUUGUGCUUUCAAAUUCAUCUUUACGAAUGUUUCUUGUGAUGGCAGACGAGAUUAAAGUUUAUUGAAAACGUACUUGUGUAAUUAAGGGCAGAAUUAUGUUUUAAUGACUACGUUUUUAUUAUAUGGUAACCAUAUUUAUAAAUGUACAGGGUUACCAUAAACGUUUUUAGCAGUUGUAUUAUACUGUUGUACUGAACAUCAAAUGACUCAAUCAUUGUUAUAUUUUUCAGUUUAAAUCUUAAUUUUAAAUGUACAGAAAAUCUACGCACAAUUGCAAUUUUUGCAUUUGUUUGUAAUCUAUCGACCUUCUGUCUGCAUUUCAUAUAAAUGUUUUUAAAUGCUUCUGUCUUCACAUCUGUUUAGUCAUCAUUUUUGUCUUUUCUUGAGAUUAAUUUAUAGAAUAUUUCAUCUGACACAUUUAUGAUUGCCCAUAAAAACUUAAUGCAAUCGUAUAUAUUCUGCUGUUCAAAAACUAAGGAACUAAUCACAAAAGUGGCUAUUACGCAGAACGUUCUCUGCAGAAUUUACUUAACCUGACCCAUAGGAUACAACAUUUAUCCAGGUAUAAAAUAAUGUGAAGAAAAAAAAUUACCAGACAAUUAUGGCGUUAUAAAAACUAGCAUGUGUAUAAAAUUCAAAAUUUGAAUGUUCCAGAUUAAUAUAGAAAAAGUACUUUCAAUAUAGCCUGGUAUACCCUCUAGAAGUAAUGCAGCGAUGUGUAAUGUUACCAAUUAUGUGGUCUAUCAGCUUCGUAAGAAAGGAUAGGGGUCGUUGCCCUUGUGUUGCUAGAGUGGCAAGUGUCUGAGUAGGAGGAUUGAGAGCAGUUAUAUACCUUCCUAAAGCAUCGUGAACAUGCUCGACAGGAAUUCAGAUUCGAUUAUCAAGCUGGCCAUUCCAUACCCUGAAUUAUUUCCUUCUGAUAAUUCAGGAUAUCAAACAUUGUGCAGUCUAGCGUUGCCGUCCUGUAGCAGUAAACCAUCACCUAUUACCCUGUCUUAAGGGCUUAUUUUUAAGAAAAAUAUUGCUGUUUUUGUGAUUUUUUCCUUAAUUUUUAAUAUAUGUAUAUAUAAUACCAAGUGUUUAAAAAAGGCGGAAUAAAUAUUUAAUCCUUAAUUAUAGAAAUUAGACAUAUGCUUCAAAUUACAAAAUUUCAUCAAAUAAGAUAUCAAAUGUAUGUAUGAAAUUGCUUUGGCUUAUGUAGAAGUAGAUGGUUAAAAAAUAUUUAAACUUUUGUACUAUCCCCAAACCGAUAAAAUGUCAAUGUUUUCAAAAUGUAACCUCAUAUCUUUAGAUUUUCAUACUUCUAUCUGUAAAACUUGCUGAAAUA